Molecule: messenger RNA, 1038 nt
Organism: Drosophila navojoa
Lineage: Eukaryota; Metazoa; Arthropoda; Insecta; Diptera; Drosophilidae
Product: neo-calmodulin
Cellular component (GO): myosin II complex
Molecular function (GO): calcium ion binding
Source: RefSeq, a predicted model, not a curated record
CUUACGAUUAGAUCCGACAAUGAAUCCAGAUCUGACUGAGGAGCAAAUUGCCGAAUACAAAGAGGCGUUCGCCCUCUUUGACAAGAGCAACACGGGCAUGAUCAGCGUGCGUGAGUUGGGCAAUCUGAUGCGCUCGCUCGGACAGAAUCCCACCGAUGCCGAGCUGAGGGAUCUGGUCAACGAGGUGGACACCACUGGCAAUGGCUCGAUUGAGUUCGUUGAGUUCUGCAAUUUGAUGUCGAAGCAGUCGGUGGACAGCGAUGCCGACGAGGAGCUCCGCGAGGCAUUCAAGAUCUUUGACAAGGACGAGGACGGUUUCAUAUCUCCAGCCGAGCUGCGCUUUGUGAUGGUCAAUUUGGGCGAGAAGCUAACCGACGAGGAGAUCGACGACAUGAUACGUGAGGCAGACUUCGAUGGCGAUGGCAAAAUCAACUACGAAGAGUUUGUCUACAUGAUAACUCAAAAGUCUGUAUUAAAUUACGAUUCAACAAUGAAUUUGGCCGACCUAACUGAAGAGCAAAUUGCAGACUAUAAAGAGGCGUUUCUUCUUUUCGAUAAGGAAAAUUCUGGCGUGAUUAACUCUCGGCAAUUGGGAAAUUUGAUGCGAUCACUCGGCAGUAGUCCCACCGAUAUUGAACUGAAGGAUAUGUUGAACGAUGUUGAUGUCACUGGCAAGGAGCAAAUCGACUUUGAGCAAUUCUGUAGCCUCAUGUGCAGACAUGCGCAGGAUACUGAUUCAGACGAGGAGCUCAAGGAGGCAUUCAUGAUCUUUGACAGGAACGAGGACGGUUUCAUAUGUGCAGCCGAGCUGCGCUUUGUGAUGGCCAAUUUGGGCGAGAAGCUGACCGACGAGGAGAUCGAUGAUAUGAUACGGGAGGCCGACUUCGAUGGCGAUGGCAAAAUCAACUUCGAAGAGUUCGUCUAUAUGAUAUCACCGAAAUAACAGCUGCUCUUCGGCAUAUUUGUUUCUCAGAUGAUAGAUUCGUUGCCAAUUAGGCAGCCUCAAAUGAAAGCACUAAGUAAAUUAACUGAACCGAA